Penicillium verhagenii is the source of this 1047-nucleotide messenger RNA. Its product is annotated as sterol desaturase family protein. Lineage: Eukaryota; Fungi; Ascomycota; Eurotiomycetes; Eurotiales; Aspergillaceae. The transcript has a single exon. Gene Ontology annotation, molecular function: iron ion binding; C-4 methylsterol oxidase activity. Gene Ontology annotation, biological process: ergosterol biosynthetic process. The coding region runs from base 1 to 1047 and encodes 348 amino acids. The record is from RefSeq and is a predicted model, not a curated record.
AUGUCGAGCCGAAAGGUCAACCCCGAAGACUCCAUGGCGUCUACCUGGCGCCAGGAUCAAUCCCAGUGGACAUUCUGGCACUGGAUGAUCGAAAUCCUGGGUCUGCACCUCAUCGAUCUCAACAAAGAGGUCCCCAUCUUCUCCAAGAAAGACAAAAUCCCCGCUAUGCGGGAGUGGACUCUCCAUCUCUGGAUCCUACUGCACGCCGCCAUCCCACUCGCCCUGCACCACAUCUAUACAGUCUAUACAGGCCACAACCUGAACCUCCUCGCCACCUUCGCACUAUACUCCACCGCAUUCAAGCUAAACGGGAUCCAUGAAAUGCACAUCAUGCGCCGACUAGGCCAAGUCCACGGCUUCCUAGACGGCGACAAGCACCCCCGAGACGACAUCCCAGAUAUCGGCGUGGGCAAGGUCCUCCGCGAACUCAUCUCCACCUCGGCAUUCCGGAUGGUCAUGGCCAUCUUCCUAACCUACCAACCUGACCAGACGCCAAGCACAAUGCAGUGGAAGUGGCUCCCGCUGGAGAUUGGCCUGUACAGCGUUACUGUUGAUUUCUGGUUCUACUGGUAUCACCGGCUGAUGCACUCGUCCGGGCCGUUGUGGAAGUAUCACCGCCGACACCAUCUCACCAAGCAUCCGAAUCCGUUGCUGUCGGCGUAUGCGGAUCAUGAGCAGGAGUUUAUGGACAUCACGGGAAUUCCGCUUCUGGCGUAUACGACGAUGAAGCUUGUUGGGUUGCCGAUGGGAUUUUAUGAGUGGUGGGUUUGUUUCCAGUAUAUUGCUUUUUCGGAGUUUAUUGGGCACAGUGGGUUGCGGAUCCAUGGGGGUGCUCCGUCGACGGUUAAUUGGCUGUUGGAGGUGUUUGAUGCAGAGUUGGUUAUUGAGGAUCAUGAUCUUCAUCAUCGGUAUGGGUGGAGGAAGAGCCAUAAUUAUGGGAAGCAGACUCGGUUGUGGGAUAGGAUUUUUGGGACUUGUCAUGAGCGGAUUGAGAGUGUGAAGGGGAAUGUGGAUUAUACGAAUCGGGUUACCAUGCCUCUUCUGUGA